Molecule: messenger RNA, 907 nt
Organism: Propithecus coquereli (Coquerel's sifaka)
Lineage: Eukaryota; Metazoa; Chordata; Mammalia; Primates; Indriidae
Gene: SAPCD1
Product: suppressor APC domain containing 1
Exons: 5
Coding region: 60-596 (178 amino acids)
Source: RefSeq, a predicted model, not a curated record
GGAGGUACCAGUCUGUCCUGCCCUAGUGGGAGUGGCUCCACCCUUCCCACGGCAGAGCCAUGGGGAGCCAGGGUCCUGGUGGGCUGCCCCCGGUACAGGCUCCCUACACAGUUCUGCUGCUGCCGCUGGGGACAAGCCGCCAAGACCCAGGGGCCCAGACCUUCUUCCUCUGGCUGCAGAGGAUGCAGGCUCUGGAGAGAGAACAGGAUGCCCUGUGGCAGGGGCUGGAGCUGCUAGAGCAUGGCCAGGCCUGGUUUGAAGCCCGUCUGAGGGAGGCACAGCAACAGCAGCUGCAUCUGGGGGCCCUUGGUGAGAAUUUUCUAACAGAUCCAUACCCAGAGCCUGGUGGCCCCCAGUUAGCCCAGAUUCAAAAGGUGAACAUCUGUUUGCAGAAUCUGAUUCAGGGAGAGUUUUCCCCAUGUCCGCUGAACAAGGCCAGUUCUUGUGCCCCCCAGGAUUGGAAGGAAAGGCUAUGGAAGCAGAAUGUGUGGCAGCAACAGGAGUUGUCAAGGCAGCAGAAAGGAGUCACCCAGCCAAAGGGGAAGAUGGCUCAGCUGGGCUGCCCCAAGGAACAAAGGGGCCCUACCCGUGUCUAAACCCUCCUCUCACUCCCCUUAGUCUGGUGAAGGAGCAGGCUGAGUCAAAACCCCCAGCCUCCUUAUUCUGCUUCUUAACUCAGCAGCCAAAUGGCUCCAGGUAGUGGGUCAAUGAAGUUCAGACUUGGUGUAAAUUCUCUCCUCUGCUCCUGAAAACUUCCAUUUCAUCUUCUUGGUGUGGCAUGCCCUAUCUCUGCCCUAUAUGAUGUGCAAAAAUGAUCUGUCUUUGAAAUCCCUCUGGGUAGAAGACAAGUUUAUUGAAACUGUUCUUUAGCCUUAAAUAUAAAAAUAAAACAGAAACUUUUCCAGAA